AUGGAUUUAGAAACUAAAGACUUAGUUGUUUCAAAACGACAAGAUGAUGAAGUAAAGAUUUAUGUCUCAAGUUCACCAAAAUGUGGCACUACUUGGAUUAAGGCUUUAACUUUCUCAAUUGUGAACCGCAAUCAAUUUGCAAUGGAAGAAACUCCUUUGCGCGACGUAUGCCCUCACCAACUUGUUCCUUACUUUGAAAAUCCGAGGGAUACUUUCAUCUCUCAUUGGAUUUACGCUAACAAGCUUCGAGCAGAAAAUGUAGAGCCGCUGUCACUAGAUGAAGCUUUUGAGAAGUUCUGCCAGGGAAUCAAUGGGUUUGGACCAUUUUUUGAUCAUGUUUUAGGGUAUUGGAAUGCAAGCCAAGAAAAUCCCAACAAAAUAUUGUUUUUACAGUAUGAAGAUCUCAAGGAAGAUAUCGUUUCUCAUGUGAAAAGGUUGGCCAUGUUCUUGGGGUUUCCUUUCACAGAUGAGGAAGAAAAACAUGGAACAGUUGAAGAAAUAGUCAAAACCUGUAGCUUUGGAAACUUGAAAGAAUUGGAUGUGAACAAGAAUGGCAUUGGCCCUUUCGGAACUCCAAACAACUACUUAUUUAGGAAAGCAGAAGUGGGAGAUUGGAGCAAUUAUCUCACACCUGCAAUGGUAGAACGUUUUGAGAAGCUUACUCAAGAGAAUAUGGAUAAGUCAGGUUUAACUUUUAGACUUUCUUAA
Molecule: messenger RNA, 708 nt
Organism: Durio zibethinus
Lineage: Eukaryota; Viridiplantae; Streptophyta; Magnoliopsida; Malvales; Malvaceae
Source: RefSeq, a predicted model, not a curated record